Molecule: messenger RNA, 1255 nt
Organism: Paralichthys olivaceus (Japanese flounder)
Lineage: Eukaryota; Metazoa; Chordata; Actinopteri; Pleuronectiformes; Paralichthyidae
Source: RefSeq, a predicted model, not a curated record
CUCUUUUAUAGUACCACAAUGGGAACAUGUGCAGUGUGAGACCAGCAAAGGGAAUAGAAGGAAAAAAAAGACAGUAUAAGUAAAGAGCCUUCAGCCAGUAUGGACAAGUCGUCAAAUGUCCACCUGCCCUCUUCCAGAAUGACAUCCAAGGCGGACAAUGAGAGGGGAGCCGUGGUUCCUCCCAGGAGUCACCGGCAAAGGCCAUCGAAGGCAGGCCGGGCCCCCGAGGGAAGGAAAGAGAAGCCGCGGAAGGAGAAGCCAAAGACAAACGACGUGAAGGGAGAACAGGAAGAAGUGAAGCUGAAAUCAACUGUGGUGGAUAUAGACAGAGUGAGAGAUGAUGAAGUCAAGGAGGAGAACAUGGGGCUCCUGGAGGCAGCAGAGCAGGAUGAUGGUUUGAAGCGCAUGGACCUGGGAGUGUUUGAGUGGCUUCUGAUGGCCUUUGCCUUGGCUCUGGUUCUCCUCUUCCUCCCUCUGUCCAUCUGGUUCUGUUUUAAAGUAGUUAGAGAGCACGAGAGAGCUGUGAUCUUCAGACUGGGUCACCUGCUGCGUGAAAGACCAAGAGGCCCAGGUCUUCUUUUCUAUCUCCCUCUUCUUGAUGUUUGUCACAAGGUUGACAUCCGACUGAAAAUGCUGAAGGUUCCUCCUCACACGGUGGUGACAAAGGACUUGGUGAGGCCGGAGCUGAGCGCCGUGUGUUAUUACCAGAUCGAGAACGUGGCUCUGUGCAGCACAGCUCUGUCCAGUCUGACCACGGUGUUGCAGACUCUGGUCCAGGCAGCGGUCAGAGACGUUCUCGCCCAACACACAUUCAGCCACAUCCUACUGCACAGGAGGAGGAUCGCUCAGCAGAUACAAGCAGCUGUUGACUCUGUCGCCUGUCGCUGGGGCAUCCGAGUGGAGAGAGCAGACAUAGACGAGCUCAGUUUUCCGGUGGAGUUACAACAGAGUCUGGCUGCAGAGGCCGAGGCCAAGAGACAACAACAGGCCAGAGUAAAAGAAGCAGAAGUAGAGGCAGCUUCCUGGGAGGGGUUCAGGGCCUCCUUUCGUCACCUCCAUCCAGCCCUGGUCCUUCCAUUCCCCCCAGAUCUCCUCAGUGUGACCUCUGACCACUCAUCUCUACCUCCUCCUCCUCCUCCUCCUGCUGAGGAGGAAGAAGGGAGAGUGACAGAGGGGGAGCGGGAAACAGACUCACCAAUGAUGUGACAGAUUGUGAAUAAAUUAAAAUGUAUUAUUAUUAUUAUUGUUAUCAGCA